AGUAGUUUUUUACUUUCAAAUAAGAUUACUGCGAAUGUCUGUUGAAUCUCUUAAUAUAAAACCGACUUUACCUCGGUAGCAAGCCGGUAGACACUAUUUAAACAUCGCGUGAGUUAUUUUUAUUAGUCAUCGAGGAAACCAUGGGACUUCUAACGUAUGCCGCUAUUACAAUUGGAGCAGGGGGGGCGGUGGCUUUGACUCCUGUAGUCCUAGGUGCUGUGGGCUUUACCGCAGCUGGCAUUGCAGCCAACUCCAUUGCAGCCAGCAUGAUGGCAUCUGCAGCCACUGCAAGUGGUGGUGGUGUUUUGGCUGGAAGCACAGUUGCCGUUUUGCAGUCUGCAGGGGCGGCUGGAUUGGCUACCUCUACCACAGCUGUAGUGGCUGGUGUUGGAGGGGCAGUGGGAUGGCUCACCUCUGCAGCUGCUGCUGUUCUCAUCUAAUGUCAAAUCAGCCGCUGUACUCGUCUAAUGACAAAUCAGCCUCUAUACUCACCUGAUUGUCAAAUCAGCCGCUAUACUCACCUGAUUGUCAAAUUAGCCACUAUACUCACCUAAUUGUCAAAUCAGCCGCUAUACUCACCUAAUUGUCAAAUCAGCCGCUAUACUCACCUAAUUGUCAAAUCAGCCGCUAUACUCACCUAAUUGUCAAAUCAGCCACUAUACUCACCUAAUUGUCAAAUCAGCCGCUAUACUCAUCUAAUGUCAAAUCAGCCUCAAAUCAUGAUGGUUUAUGUGGUCUAUGUGUCUACAGUGUAUGUGUGAUGGUUUGUUUUUAACAUUAUGAUGAUGAUUGGGAAUGCCUUGUUCUAGCAGCACUAUGAAGCGGGGUUGGGGGCUGUACUGUUAGAAUGCUAAAAAACUUUCAAUCAAUCAAAUGUGUUAAUAAAGCCUUUUUUAAAUCA
Messenger RNA from Esox lucius (northern pike), 901 nucleotides. RefSeq names its product interferon alpha-inducible protein 27-like protein 2A. The coding region runs from base 141 to 440 and encodes 99 amino acids. Gene Ontology annotation, cellular component: mitochondrion; membrane. The record is from RefSeq and is a predicted model, not a curated record. NCBI's taxonomy places the organism in Eukaryota, Metazoa, Chordata, Actinopteri, Esociformes, Esocidae. The transcript is spliced from 4 exons. Gene Ontology annotation, biological process: apoptotic signaling pathway.